Clonostachys rhizophaga is the source of this 306-nucleotide messenger RNA. NCBI's taxonomy places the organism in Eukaryota, Fungi, Ascomycota, Sordariomycetes, Hypocreales, Bionectriaceae. The record is from the annotation of a GenBank genome assembly.
AUGUCGACCACGACAAUAACUUGGGUCACUCCGGCCGCUCAACCACCCCCUGGUCAACUUGAGAUCAAUUAUGCCCCCAACUAUGACAACUGGCAGGCCCACGCUGCCAGAUGUCUUGCUACGGGCAAUUUUCCUUCUAAGGGUGCCACCUUGGCACAGUCGUAUGAUUGGACAUAUGUCCUCAACACCGAGCAACUUGCUGAGAUUGACCGAGCCGUAGCUCACUUCAAAUGUUGGUGUCCUUCACACAGAGCCAACAUGAAUAUAACACGAGAGGAAAACUUUCCUUUUGAGUUUGACGGGUAA